AUAAAAAUUAGUUUAAAACUUAGUCUACGUGUGUUUUUUUGUUUUUGUGUUUUUUUAAAUUUAAAAUUUUUCGUCUAACUUAAUACUUAAGUCUAUUUAGUAUUAGAUUAAUUUAAAAAUAUUUAAAAUAGUACAACACAAUCCAAUCUCAAAAUCGACAAAAAGAAAUAUAAUAUAUACCUAAAUAAAAAAAAAAAAUAAAUCCAAAAAUGUAUAUAAAAUUGUAUCUGUGGUUCGUGUGGUUCGCGUGUGUAUCUUUUCGCGAAUUCAUGUGCGAUGAUCUUGUACCAAUGAUGAUUGGUGGUAAUAGCAGUAUUAGUGGCAUUAGCAGUGGCAGCGUAAGUGGCGGUAGCAGCAGCAACACCGGAAUCAGCAGUGGCAGUAUUGGCGGUAUUGGUAGUGGCGGUGUUGUGGGAGGAAGUGCAGCCAUUGGUUAUGGUGGUGGUAGUGUAGGCGGUAUUAGCAGUAGUUUUAGUGAACAUUUUAUAUCGGAACACACCGUUAUGGCAGUGUUCAGCUCAAAUGGACAAGUGCCGGGUCCCUGCAGGUAUAUGGUAGCUACACGACGUCAAAAUCAUCAAUGUCGCAAAGAAUUCGGCCUGCCGGACACAAUUCGGGAAGCUAGAAGAUUGGCGAUAACACACUGCGAAGACCAAUUCCGUUACGACCGUUGGAAUUGUUCAAUUGAAAUACGUGGCAAACGAAAUAUAUUCAAAAAGCUCUACAAAGAAACAGCGUUCGUCCAUGCUCUAACGGCAGCUGCUAUGACGCACUCCAUAGCUAGGGCCUGUGCCGAGGGUCGAAUGACAAAAUGUAGUUGCGGUCCAAGGAAACAAAACAAAGCUAGUCAGGACUUUCAAUGGGGUGGCUGCAAUGACAAUCUUAAGCAUGGAAAAAGGGUCACCCGUAGUUUUCUAGAUUUGCGUGGAGGUGAUGGAGAUGAGGUCUCAGAGAUAUUGCGUCAUGAUUCAGAGGUUGGUAUAGAGGCUGUUUCGUCCUUGAUGAAGGACAAAUGCAAGUGCCAUGGAGUCUCCGGUUCAUGUUCAAUGAAGACCUGUUGGAAGAAGCUAUCCGAUUUCAAUGCAACUGCAGGCUUAUUGAGGCAAAAGUAUAACACAGCCGUCCGAAAGGCUCCAAAUAUUAGAACAAUGCGAAGAGAGGCACCAAGUAGUCGAAUGAAAAAGCCAAAGCGAAAAAAACAACAACAAUCACAAUAUACAACUUUAUACUAUUUGGAAACAUCACCAACAUACUGUUCGGUGACCAAAGAUCGCCAAUGCUUGCAUCCAGAUAAUUGUGCGAAUCUGUGCUGCGGACGUGGCUAUACAACGCGCGUUUUCAAACAAGUGGAGAAGUGUCGAUGCCGAUUUAAUAACGGACGCUGCUGCCAACUUAUAUGUGACUAUUGUCAACGCUACGAGGAUAGAUACUUUUGUAAAUAAUUCUUUUUUUAUUGUAUUUUCAUUCCUAACGACAAGAAUCUAUAUAUUAUACAGAAAAUAAUUUUCAUAAUACAAACAACACAACAAAAAAACCGUAAAU
Episyrphus balteatus (marmalade hoverfly) is the source of this 1542-nucleotide messenger RNA. RefSeq names its product protein Wnt-4 (gene Wnt4). Gene Ontology annotation, molecular function: frizzled binding; cytokine activity. Gene Ontology annotation, biological process: cell fate commitment; neuron differentiation; multicellular organism development. The transcript is spliced from 4 exons. Gene Ontology annotation, cellular component: extracellular region. Bases 210 to 1442 code for a protein of 410 amino acids. The record is from RefSeq and is a predicted model, not a curated record. NCBI's taxonomy places the organism in Eukaryota, Metazoa, Arthropoda, Insecta, Diptera, Syrphidae.